GGUGUUGGUUUUAAAGGAAGAGGAGAAACAUGGUUAAGGGGUUUUGGAAGCUUGAUUAGGAGGAAGCGAGUUGAUUCUGUUCAUGUUAGGAGGGAUGCUCAAUUGGCUAGGAAGUUAUCAUUUGUUGAUCUUGUUGGAAUUGUUUAGGAGCAUUCUCGCAGAUACUAUGAAGAAACACCAAAGCUUCAUUGAAAAUUAGAAAUUUGAUUAUGUUAAAUUAUCACAAGGCAGUAAGAGAUAGGCGCCGUUAUUGUCUCUGCAAAGAUGUAGUUUUGUAGUAUUUUUGGUCUCCCACAUCACCAAUUAGUAGUGCCCUUGAUCUUAAUGUUUUUAAAAUUCUAAAGAUGUGUGCUAUUUUGCUAAAGUGCAGCUACCCCACAAAGUGGAUUAGUUGUUCUCUUCUCUUUAAGUUUUCUUGGUUGAAUUUUUUGGUAUUCUCAAGAAACUGUGGCCUAGUUAUCAUAAUAUGGGUUGGAUCUACCAUAGGAGCUGGAGUGUACAUUCUCAUUGGUACAGUUGCUAGAGAGCAAGCCGGACCAGCACUUGUAAUAUCACUUCUCAUUGCUGGAAUAGCAGCUGGACUAUCAGCUUUCUGUUAUGCGGAGCUUGCAUGUCGGUGCCCAUCUGCAGGGAGUGCUUAUCAUUAUACAUACAUAUGCAUUGGGGAAGGAGCUGCUUGGUUGGUUGGUUGGUCUCUAAUUCUAGAAUACACAAUUGGUGCUUCGGCUGUAUCUCGUGGAAUAACCCCAAAUCUGGCCUUAUUUUUUGGCGGGGAGAACAACCUGCCUUUAAUUUUGGCUCGACAUACCUUACCUGAUCUUGGAAUUGUGGUUGAUCCAUGCGCUGCUGCAUUGAUUCUUCUUGUUACCCUACUCCUGUGCCUUGGAAUCAAGGAGAGUUCAACUGCACAAUCCAUUGUGACAACAGUAAAUGUUGGUGUCAUGCUUUUCAUCAUAUUUGUUGGUGGAUAUCUAGGUUUUAAGUCUGGAUGGGUUGGAUAUGAGCUGCCAAGCGGGUAUUUUCCUUAUGGAGUGAAUGGGAUAUUUGCUGGGUCUGCAAUAGUUUUCUUUUCAUACAUUGGUUUUGAUUCAGUGACCAGCACAGCUGAGGAGGUAAAAAACCCUCAGCGAGACUUGCCUAUUGGUAUAUCAACUGCAUUGUCGAUAUGUUGCAUGUUGUAUAUGCUUGUAGCAGCAGUUAUUGUUGGCUUAGUACCAUAUUAUAAGUUGGACCCCGAUACCCCAAUCUCCUCAGCAUUCUCUAGCUAUGGGAUGGAAUGGGCAGUGUAUAUUAUAACAACUGGAGCUGUUACUGCUCUGUUUGCCAGUUUGUUGGGAUCAGUUCUUCCUCAGCCACGGGUCUUUAUGGCAAUGGCUCGAGAUGGUUUAUUGCCUCCUUUCUUCUCAAACAUCCAUAAACGCACACAGAUUCCUUUGAAAAGCACUAUUGUCACCGGUGUCUUUGCAGCUACACUUGCAUUCUUUUUGGAUGUUUCCCAGUUAGCAGGGAUGGUUAGCGUGGGAACGUUGCUUGCAUUUACUGCUGUUGCAGUUUCAGUUUUGAUAAUCAGAUAUGUUCCACCUGAUGAGGUACCCAUUCCAUGUUCACUUCUAACAUCUGUUGAUCCAUUAUUGAGGCAUUCUGGUGGUGAUAUUGGGGAAGAUAGGGCCAUAAGUCCUGUAAAUCCAGCUAGUUAUUGUGAAAAUAAUCACCUACACGAGGCUCUGCUUGGACAUCCUUUAAUCAUAAAAGAAGUGACCAAAGAUGAACAGAAUGAGAGAGAUAGGCGGAAACUUGCUACACGGACCAUUGCUCUUCUUUGUAUGGGGAUUCUCAUAGUUACCAGUGCGGCUUCAGCCGAGUGGUGUCCAAGGACUUUGCGUUUUACAUUAUGCGGAGUGGGUGGAAUUCUUCUUAUAUGCAGUGUAAUUGUGUUGGCCUGCAUAAAGCAAGAUGAAACGAGGCACAGCUUUGGACACUCGGGAGGUUUUGUUUGCCCAUUGGUUCCGUUCUUACCUGCUGCAUGCAUUCUUAUAAACACCUACUUACUAAUUGAUCUUGGAUUUGCUACAUGGCUACGAGUUUCGGUGUGGUUGUUGAUAGGGGUGCUUGUAUACUUGUUCUAUGGCCGGACACACAGCUCACUGUUGCAUGCAAUCUAUGUUCCCUCAGCAUAUGCUGAUGAAAUCUAUCGUUCUCAAGCAUUUCAUCUUGCCUAGUAUUGACAUGGCAGCUACCAAAGUUAUCACACUGCAGGUCCCUAUCCAUUUGUUACAUAUUUGUCACCUUACAUGUCUUACACCAAUUUGUAAAUAAAUAUCAAAUUAUUAAUUGUUUAUUUAAACAAGCGGUAUCAUAUCAUAUAGUAUUUCAUAUUUGCAAAUAAAAUGCAAUACUUCGGAAGUAAGACAAUAGGUGAGUUUCAUGUAAAUAUAGCAGACUUAACUUUUUCUUUUGGCUUAAAAGUUGAACAUCAUUUUGUUUUUGUCAACAAAAGUUGAACAUCAGAAGGAGGUCUAGUCAAUUACCAAUUAUUUUUGUGGGCUUAUUAAUAACAAUGCUCUAUGUAUUUGGGCUUGUAUGAGUAUGAGAGGCGACUCUUUUCUGGGUGUGGUUUUCAUCCCCU
This is a messenger RNA of Abrus precatorius (Indian licorice), 2626 nucleotides long. Its product is annotated as cationic amino acid transporter 4, vacuolar-like. The transcript has 15 exons. NCBI's taxonomy places the organism in Eukaryota, Viridiplantae, Streptophyta, Magnoliopsida, Fabales, Fabaceae. Gene Ontology annotation, cellular component: membrane. Gene Ontology annotation, molecular function: amino acid transmembrane transporter activity. The record is from RefSeq and is a predicted model, not a curated record. Gene Ontology annotation, biological process: transmembrane transport; amino acid transport. Bases 345 to 2219 code for a protein of 624 amino acids.